Messenger RNA from Girardinichthys multiradiatus, 2011 nucleotides. RefSeq lists its product as uncharacterized. The transcript has 2 exons. The record is from RefSeq and is a predicted model, not a curated record. NCBI's taxonomy places the organism in Eukaryota, Metazoa, Chordata, Actinopteri, Cyprinodontiformes, Goodeidae. The coding region runs from base 3 to 962 and encodes 319 amino acids.
ACAUGUUUUAUACAAGGCUAGCAUCUGGUUUCAACACAGUCGGAAGAAGAUUUGGUGCUCUCUCAAACUUGGUUCAAGCAAGAAACCCAGCUAUUAUCUACAAAUCCCAAACACAUGCUGAGAAGAUCAUUUCAUCUUCUUCUAAACUAGGUAGAAAUUCUAGAGAACUGGGGGACCAACAAACUGCUGCAAGGACUAGAAACCUGAAGGAUGAGCUACAGCAGCAAAUUUACAGGCAGACCUUGACACAAAAUGCAAAUCUGAAACAAAAGAAGCUGGUAAACAAGUCUCUUGUGUAUAUUGCCCUUUGUCCAGGCCACCCUCAAGUUGACAACAAGCAAAGGUCCAUGGGUCAAACCGAACCAGAACCCCAGAGCAGACAUCUCACGGAUCAGAUCUUGACAUGGCCAUGGAGACUCUUCAGAUAUGCUGGAGCUACUUUUGGAAGAACUUGCACAAGAAUGUCAGCAUUUUCACACCAAACCAGAGAAACAAUUGUGGCUGCAUUUCAGACAACCAGGACCAGAACUGCAGGUUUCUUGAACACAACUCAAACAAGAUUCAGAAAUUGUUUGCUUGAAGCUGGAGAAGAGCUUAGAAUUAAUUUACUUAUGAUUGUAGAAGACUGUAAAUACAUAAUUCGGAGAAUCUUUCACCUUGGUUCUGAGUCUGGUCUAGCUAUCACUUAUUGUGUUUGGCUCAUUUACGUCAACACUGAAGAAAGAUUUCAAAGAAUUGGAACAAGAACUUUACUGUUUUUAAACCAGGUCAAAGCAAGAACAGAUGCUGCCUUCAACAGAACUCAAACAAGAAUUAGAAAUUAUUUGCGUACAACUAGAGAAAGACAAACUAAUGAAGCAACAAGUGAAAAUCAUGAGACAAUGGAUGCCGAUCCAGCAAGUAUCCCUGAAAGACACUGUGGAUCAACUGUGAUUCACACAGACUCUACAGCCUCAAAUUGACAACGAUAACCAGCAAAGGUCCAUGGGUCAAACCGAACCAGAUCCCCAGAGCAGACAUCUCACGGAUCAGAUCUUGACAUCGCCAUGGAGACUCUUCAGAUAUGCUGGAGCUACUUAUGGAAGAAUUUGCACAAGAAUGUCAGCAUUUUCACACCAAACCAGAGAAACAAUUGUGGCUGUAUUUUCAUACACCCAGAACCAGCUCUUUGGAAUUACAGCUAUCUUCAACACAAUUCAAAUAAGAAUCAGAGGAAUACUUGGAGAGCUUUUCAUUCAGCUGUUAUAUGUAAUUUCUCUCUUCAUGAAAGUUACUCUUCUUUAUUUUAUCACAACAGGGGCCUUAUGGUUUUUAAUGACGUUGAAUCAUUGUGUAUUUUAUACCUACCGUUUGGGGUUGACCUUUCUCGUUUACCCUUUAAAGCACGUGCUACUUUAUGGAUCGAAACUGUGCCAAUGUCUGCUAAAUGUAAACCCAAAAUAGACACAACAAAAAAAUUAAAUCACACAAAAACCUCUUAAAAAUAACAAAAAUCAAUUAAUCAUUUCAGACAACCAGAAUUGCAUGUUUCUUCAGCAAAUCUCAAACAUAAAUCAGAGAAAUAUUUAGAUACUUUUCUGUUAGGCUGAGAAAUGUUCUGGUAAAUGUAGUAAAUGUCAAUUUUGUUUUUCCUUUUUUAAAUUUUAUGCUCGAAUAUUUUUUAUUAGUGACCAUAUGGAUCCUUAUGCAUUUGUAUAGUAUUGUGUUUAUUUGCUUCUGUACGUUGUUUACCUUUUCAACUUAUUCUUUGUUCUACUUGCAAUUAGAUAUACCCAACAUUUACAAUUUUACACUAAAUAAAAAUUCAAAAUUGACAUAAUUAAAAAAAAUAAAUCAACCCCCCCACCCAAAAAAAACCAUACCACUUAAAAACCAAAACCAAAGCCCAACAAACAAUCUAAACUAGAUAAUGUGAUUGAUUUAAAAGACUGCAGGUGUCAGCAUUGCUGCCUGCUGUGGGUUCACUCCAGGUGCUCUGGCUCCCACAACCUUAAGAUGUAUGAGCUGCAGU